Messenger RNA from Colletotrichum spaethianum, 411 nucleotides. RefSeq lists its product as uncharacterized. The transcript has 2 exons. The record is from RefSeq and is a predicted model, not a curated record. Bases 1 to 411 code for a protein of 136 amino acids. NCBI's taxonomy places the organism in Eukaryota, Fungi, Ascomycota, Sordariomycetes, Glomerellales, Glomerellaceae.
AUGCCAAGUGUAUGGCUCCCUGAGAACGGCACCGAGUUCUUGCAUUACUUUAUAUCCCACGUCAAGUCAAACUGGCUUGCUUAUUGCGACGCCCAUCUCGCGGACGUCAAUCUUCGCAGGCAGGUGAUCAAUUCCAAUGGAAGUGAUCCGCAACUCUUGAACACGCUGUUAGAAGAUGGCCUAAAGUGGCUGAAUUAUCGACAGCAGCUGGGAAGGUUCACGUCGAAGAUCCGAGAUUUCAUCAAGAGUUAUUCCAGGAAGUAUAACGAGACGGGCGACCUGGACGAAGUCUUGGACCAAUUCUACAAUGAUAUUGGUAAGAAACUCGAUUUGCUGGACGAGAACUCAAGAGACAUCAUUCAAUUGGUGAGCGUAUCCUACUAUAUUGUACGAUCGAUCCCGUUGGGCUAA